GGGUGCAUUUCCCACACAGAGCAGGCAGCCAGUACUGGGCCUGGUUUGAAUAAACCGGAGAGGAGGACCGGGACGCGGUGUUCAGUGUGGUCUCGGCCGCCUCUUGACGCACCGAUGUUAGCGCGGUGGCUGCUGCCUGCGCUCUGGGCUCUGUCCGCAGAGGCAGACUUCUUCCACUUCGACAGCAUCUCCAAUGUUUCCACCUACUAUUUUAAUUACAUUUAUUGCAACAUAUGGGAGGGGGAGUGUCAGCCGCACCAAGACGAUGCUACACAACAAGUUCCUACCCGGGAGCUCUGGGCAGGUUUUCCUCAGGACUACAUCAGCCUGCUGCAUCAGUGGUACUGUAGUCUGGGCCAGUGCUGUGAGUCUGGAGACUGCAGGAUCACCAACAACAUCACAGGUCUGGCUCGGGACCUUCAGACAAAGCUCCACGGGCAGCACCUGGCUCAGUCGGUGGUUCUGAAAGCCAUUCAGGGUUUUAUCAAUAACCCUGAGUCCAACAAGCCGCUGACGCUCUCCUUCCACGGCUGGUCCGGCACUGGAAAGAACUUUGUGGCACGGAUCAUUGCAGAUAACCUGUAUCGAGACGGAGUGAAGAGCGAGUGUGUCCGACUGUUCAUUGCCCCGUUUCACUUCCCCCACGCCAGACUGGUAGACACGUACAAGGGCCAGCUGAGGGAGGCGAUUCGGGACAUGGUGCUGCGCUGCCCUCAGACUCUGUUCAUCUUCGACGAGGCCGAGAAGCUUCACCCAGGCCUCAUCGAUGCCAUCAAACCCUACAUGGAUCACUACGACAACGUAGACGGUGUCAGCUACCGCAGAGCCAUCUUCCUCUUUCUCAGCAACAUUGGUGGAGCAACGAUCAAUGAUGUGGCGUUGGACUUCUGGCACUCCGGUCAAAAUCGAGAGGACAUCGGUAUGGAAGACCUGGAGCACCGGCUACGAGCUGAAACUAUGGAGUCUCAUGGUGGGUUUGCUCAAAGUGAGCUGAUGUCUGGCCACUUGAUCGACUUCUUUGUGCCAUUCCUGCCUUUGGAGUACCGCCAUGUCAAGCUCUGUGCACGGGACGCCUACGCAGCACGAGGUCUGGAGACGGAUGAAGCUACGCUGGACGAGGUGGCCAAGGCAAUGCUGUACGUCCCCAAAGAAGAGAGACUCUUCUCAGCCCAGGGAUGCAAGUCCAUACCCCAGCGGAUCAACUUCUUUCUCCCCUAGAUGGAGAGACAGAUGGAGAGAGAGACCUGGAGGAGGUGUGAGAUUGCUUUACCAGCCCAUCUGCAUACAGAGCCACAGACAAGACGUGUCUUCUCUGCUCCGCUCUACGUACUCUCCCCCCACAGAUCGUGUCUGUCCAGGUCCCUCAGAGAAGGCCAGACAGCGGGGCAGAUCCAGUAUAAGAGGGGAGAGCAGCACGACCCACCCUGCGGGCAUGAGAAGUGCCAGACGGUCAUCAUGUGCAGUGUGGUGGCUCCUCUUCACCUGCCCGGUUCGAAUCCUCACAGUAUCAAGACAGAGAAUUAGACAGUGUUAGUGGUCGUGAAGUGUGUGUCAUAGAGAGAUACUUAUACAUAUUUUAUCACACUAUUUAUGUAUUUUCACCUCAGCCCCAAGUGGUGUGCUGGUUUUUUGUUUUUUUUUUUUAAAGUUCAUCCUUCAUGUGUUAGUAUUUGCAUGUUAGACAUUGUACUUAAAUUUGCCCUUAUUAUUUAUUGACAUCAUUUGUGCCAUAUUUCAGCAUCUUGAUGCAACAGAUUAUUUUUUGGUGGUUCUGAAAGGUUUGGUUGAUAUUAAUGGCACUUGUGUGAAGAGUUUGGAGUGUGUGAGAGCUAAGGUAUGAGGCACUGUGAUGCAAAAACUUGAAAUAGUUUUAUACGAGAGUACAUGUGCCAAAGCAAUGAAUAUAUUUCUAAGGUUUGUUUUUUUGUGUAAAUAUUUUUAUUAAUUUAUAUUUUAUCUGUAAUUUCAUUGUUUUAUAUGGAACUGAUUCAUUUCUAGAUAUAAUAUUAUGCUGUUAAUUUGGGGCAUAGUUAACAAACGUGUUUAUUGCUUGCCUUAUGAUUUAAUUCAUGCAUUCACUUUCACAUCCUCUCACACAGACUUGGUUGGUUUAAGUGAUUUGAGUGCCAAAGCUCAGGGUCAAAUCUGAGGAAAAACUAGAAAUAUCAGAGAUGGUUUUGAGAAAAUAAAU
Plectropomus leopardus (leopard coralgrouper) is the source of this 2191-nucleotide messenger RNA. RefSeq names its product torsin family 3, member A (gene tor3a). Gene Ontology annotation, cellular component: endoplasmic reticulum lumen; nuclear envelope. The record is from RefSeq and is a predicted model, not a curated record. Gene Ontology annotation, molecular function: ATP hydrolysis activity; ATP binding. Lineage: Eukaryota; Metazoa; Chordata; Actinopteri; Perciformes; Serranidae.